AUGUCCCGUCAAAUGGCAACCAAGAUCAUAUUGUCUCUCCAUGCCCCUCCCCGAAUCUUGACUGUCUCCUGCACGGAAAGGACACUACGCAAGAAGAAAUUCGUCGCUGGAGGUCGCCGGGUCUUGACAAUUGACCUGUCCUCGGUUCCUAUCUGUUUCCUCGAGGACAGACAUGCGCAAUUCUACAAGUUGGACUGCGACGAAAGUCACUAUGGCAAUCCGAAGAAGGGUGACGGAAUAUAUGCGCGUCCAUUAGAGCCCUUUGAAGAUCCAGCUAAUCAAGCAGCAAACGGCCGACUUGAGCGGCUCCGAACAGAGCACCUCAUGCGGGACCUUCGUCGGGUCGUUUCGGAUGACUUGCGAGCACCAGCGGAGGAACGUAUCGACACCGUCGAGAUCGGCCCAGAGCCACCCAGUGAGGUGCUUAAAGCGCUGGAUGGACUGUGCCCGAAUCAUCUCCGUUCUUGGGCCGCUUGGGAAGAAGAGAUCCGCCUCCACUCCCUCACCACCAUCAAGAACCGAUGGACAAACCUUGAAAGCCUCUAUCUCAUCGGGGAAUGCACAGGAUGGUACCCUGAUUCUCCAAAUAUUAUUGACGGAAAAUAUCUGCCCGACUACCCCAAAAUCAUUACCCAGAUCGAGGCGCUGACGAUGCGUUAUUGCUUAGGCUUCCGAUUCGACGGGGACAUCUUGCCCAUGAAGUUCAAGCGCUUCAAAAUCAUAAACAACGAUGUCAUGGAUACGUUUAUUUACGCGUGUAUGAACAUCCCAGGCUUCGCGGACCGGCUGGAGACGUUGCACAUUGCCAGCAACGGUGGGUGCGAUUUCAAUGACCACGACCUCGACACGUUCCACAAGCAUUUGAUCAAAUGCUCGAACCUGCGCGACCUCACCCUCAUUCUAGGAGGACCUGACCAGACGGAUAUUGGCAUGGCUCCAUUUAUCCCGAAGUCGGUGGAGUAUCUGGCCUUCCAUUGCUCAACAUCCGACGAGAUGCUAGAGGAUCUGGAUACUUGGGUCGCAUGUGCAGCUGAUCCGACAUGGGCACCUUGGUUAAAGGUCUUCGCCGUUAAUACAGACGCCAUGAAGCGCCAUAUUUCGGCAUUUGACGUGAAGUUGCAGGGUGACGUUGACCCACCAAAGGUCUCGGAGUUCGAACACAAGUUGGAUGUAAUCUGCAAGGCACUCAAGUCAAGGGUUCCGCCAGUGGAGAUCUUUAUUUGA
Cyclocybe aegerita is the source of this 1224-nucleotide messenger RNA. The record is from the annotation of a GenBank genome assembly. NCBI's taxonomy places the organism in Eukaryota, Fungi, Basidiomycota, Agaricomycetes, Agaricales, Hemipholiotaceae.